UUUUUUGUUGUGUGUUUCCACGACGUGGCCAAAACUUGUUUGUAGACGCAAACCGAAGGCAAAAAGUCAACUUUCUCGACGUGCAAAGCGUGUCUCAAAGUUAAUCCGAGAUAUAAAGUUGAGAGACGUAUCCAUCUAUCAUGAUCUGUAUCUUAAACUUGACUUUGUUCCUUCUCUCAUGGAAGAUUCUUCAUUGCAGUUUUUCCACUGGAGACACCAUGUCUUCCCUAGCUUCAGUGGCGAAGACGUUCGCAGAACCUUUCUCAGUCACCUUCUCAAGGAGUUCCGGCGAAAGGGAAUCCGUACGUUCAUAGAUAAUGACAUCAAAAGAAGCCAAUUGAUUGGUCCUGAGCUGGUACAAGCUAUCAGAGAAUCAAGGUUUGCGGUUGUAGUGUUGUCCAAGAGAUAUGCAUCUUCAAGGUGGUGUUUGAAUGAGUUGGUGGAGAUUAAGGAAUCUAGCAAGAAUGUCAUGCCCGUUUUCUACGAGGUUAAUCCAUCUGAUGUGAGGAAUCUAAGUGGAGAAUUUGGAACGGCAUUUGAGGAAGCAUGUCAAGGCAAACCAGAGGAUGUGAAGCAGAGAUGGCGGCAAGCCUUGGUGUAUGUGGCUAAUAUAGCCGGCGAGUCUUCUCAAAACUGGGACAAUGAAGCAGAUAUGAUUGAAAAGAUUGCUAUGAGCAUUUCAAGUGAAUUGAAUUCUGCACCAUCAGGAGAUUCAGACAAUCUAGUUGGAAUCAAUGCUCAUAUGAGUGAGAUGGACUCUCUGUUAUGUCUGGAAUCAAAUGAAGUGAAGAUGGUGGGGAUUUGGGGUCCUGCAGGUAUUGGCAAGACUACAGUUGCCAGAGCUUUAUUCAAACAGCUUUCUGUAAGCUUCCAACACUCUAUCUUUGUGGAGAAUUUUAAGGGAAGUUAUAGGAGAACAGGACUGGAUGAAUAUGGCUUCAAGUUGCGUUUGCAAGAACAGUUUCUAUCUGAAGUUAUCGAUCAUAAGCAUAUGAAGAUACAUGAUUUAGGUCUGGUAAAGGAAAGACUGCAGGAUCUCAAAGUUCUUGUUGUUCUUGAUGAUGUUGAUAGACUAGAACAACUUGAUGCCUUGGUGAAACAAUCUCAGUGGUUUGGCCCUGGAAGUAGGAUCAUCGUGACCACGGAAAACAAACAGCUUCUGAGAGCGCAUGGGAUCAAGCUCAUAUACCAAAUGGGGUUUCCAUCUAAAAGUGAAUCUCUUGAGAUCUUCUGCCAAUCUGCAUUUGGAAAAAGCUCUGCUCCAGAUGGUUAUAUUGAGCUUGCUACUGAAAUUACAAAGCUUGCUGGCUAUCUUCCCCUAGCUCUAAAGGUUUUGGGGUCAUCUCUGCGAGGGAUGAACAAGGAUGAGCAAAAAGCAGCGUUGCCUAGACUCAGAACCAGUCUCAGUGAGGAUAUUAGGAAUGUUUUACGAGUCGGUUAUGAUGGUUUACAUGACAAGGAUAAGUCCAUAUUCCUUUACGUUGCAUGUCUAUUCAGUGGUGAGAAUGUUGAGUAUGUGAAGCUGUUGCUUGCAAGUUCUGGCUUGGAUGUCAACUUUGGGCUACAAGUUCUAACCAAUAGAUCUCUCAUAUACAUAUUGAGAUGCAAUCGCACCAUUAUGAUGCAUAGUUUGCUACAACACUUGGGCCGUGAAGUUGUCUGUGCACAAUCUAUUGACGAGCCUGGAAAACGUCAGUUCUUGGUGGAUGCUUCAGAGAUAUAUGAUGUACUUGUUGAUAACACAGGCACUGCAGCUCUUUUGGGCAUAUCUACGAUCAAUGAGUGGUUUCUGAAUGAAAGAUCUUUUGGUGGGAUGCACAACCUGAUGUUUCUAAAAUUCUACAAGUCCUCGUUGGGUAAAAAUCAAACCGAGCUGCAUUUACCUCGAGGCUUAGAUUAUCUUCCCCGUAAACUUAGGCUGCUGCAUUGGGAUACCUAUCCCACGACAUCACUGCCUCUGAGUUUUCGUCCAGAGUUUCUUGUUGUUCUAAAUUUAAGAGAGAGCAAGCUUGAGAAGCUAUGGGAAGGAGAACAACCUCUUAGAAGUCUGACACAUAUGGACUUGAGUAUGUCUGAGAAUCUAAAAGAGAUCCCAGAUCUUUCAAAAGCUGUAAAUAUGGAGGAACUUUGUCUCAGUCAUUGCAGUAGUUUGGUGAUGUUACCUCCGUCAGUCAAGAACCUUAACAAACUGGUUGUUCUUGAAAUGGAGUGCUGCUCAAAGCUAGAGUCUAUUCCAAAAAAUAUCAACUUGGAAUCUCUCAGCAUUCUCAAUCUUGAUAAAUGCUCGCGAUUGACAACUUUUCCAGAUGUUUCUUCGAAUAUUGGAUAUCUCUCUAUAUCAGAAACUGCAAUAGAACAAGUUCCGGAAACAAUCAUGUCUUGGCCAAAUCUGGCAGCACUGGACAUGUCAGGCUGUACGAAUCUCAAGACAUUUCCAUGUCUACCAAACACUAUAGAAUGGUUGGAUUUCAGCAGGACAGAGAUCGAAGAAGUCCCUUCGCGGGUUCAAAAUCUCUACAGGCUAAGUAAAUUAUUGAUGAACAGCUGCAUGAAGCUAAGAAGCAUCUCUUCUGGUAUUUCUAGGCUGGAAAAUAUCGAAACACUAGAUUUCUUGGGAUGCAAGAAUGUUGUGAACUAUCCUGUAGAGAUCUUCGAGAGCUCUCCGUUCUGUCAUAAUCUGGUGGUGGAAAUGGGAGACAUCCAAACCCCUGGUCUUCCUCGACCAUUUUAUUUCAGGAAUAGUUUUAUUGAAACAAUCCCGGAUUGCAUCACACGUCACUGCAAGCUGCCCUUUCUGAAUUCAUCAAGACCAGUAUCCAGCAAUAUUGAGAGUAAUUUCAUUUGGUUCGACCAACUAAGAAAGCGGGAAGAAUGGCAUGGUGAUGAUGAUGAUGAUGACGACUGAUGAGUCAGCAAACAAAGCUGACAAUGGGAGAUCCAUCUACACGAGAAAAUCAAGCUGAAGUUCAAUGAUUAAGUCUUGAAACCUAGUCUUCUUUUUUUCUUUUCAUGCAAAUAAUCAGAUCACUACUUCACUUCCUAUUUGAUAGGAACCGAGUAACCUGAAUCACUUUCCCCUUAUCUUUUCCAUUAUGCAUUUGCUUCCAAGUUUGUAGGAACGUGUAGUUCCAAUUUGUUUUCUAUAUAAAUAAAAAAACAGAAAAACUAGUCGCAUA
Messenger RNA from Brassica napus (rape), 3176 nucleotides. Its product is annotated as putative disease resistance protein At4g11170. The record is from RefSeq and is a predicted model, not a curated record. Gene Ontology annotation, molecular function: ADP binding; ATP hydrolysis activity. The coding region runs from base 179 to 2905 and encodes 908 amino acids. The transcript is spliced from 4 exons. Lineage: Eukaryota; Viridiplantae; Streptophyta; Magnoliopsida; Brassicales; Brassicaceae. Gene Ontology annotation, biological process: signal transduction; defense response.